This is a messenger RNA of Cokeromyces recurvatus, 1242 nucleotides long. RefSeq names its product thiamine diphosphate-binding protein. Gene Ontology annotation, molecular function: catalytic activity. Lineage: Eukaryota; Fungi; Mucoromycota; Mucoromycetes; Mucorales; Mucoraceae. The transcript is spliced from 6 exons. Gene Ontology annotation, biological process: response to nutrient; branched-chain amino acid catabolic process. The record is from RefSeq and is a predicted model, not a curated record. The coding region runs from base 35 to 1201 and encodes 388 amino acids.
UUUUUUUAUACACUAAAUCAAACAAAUAAUAGAUAUGCUGUCUUCAUUAAAUAAAACGGCUAAAGUCAUUACACCAGUUUUGCGACGAAGUUAUGCAACAACACAACAAGUGAAUGAUGGGAUUCAACAAGGUGUUGCUUAUUCUCAACUUCUUAAAAGGAAACCUGAAGAUUCGUUUCGUUCCCCUGAGUUAGCUCAUAUGAGUGCCAUUAAUAGCGAAACAAGGAAAAUGAAUUUAUUUCAGGCUGUAAAUGAUGCUAUGCUCUUGGCUUUGACUACAGAUGAAAAAGCAGUUGUAUUUGGUGAAGAUGUUUCAUUUGGUGGUGUAUUUAGAGCUACAUCAGGUUUAGCUGAACAGUUUGGUCGUGACCGAGUAUUUAAUACACCAUUAACAGAACAAGGUAUUGCAGGUUUUGCUGUAGGUAUGGCCUCAGUAGGACAUACUGCAAUUGCAGAAAUUCAAUUUGCUGACUAUAUCUUUCCUGCAUUUGACCAAAUUGUCAAUGAAGCCGCCAAGUUUAGAUAUAGAUCUGGUAAUCAAUUUAAUGUAGGUGGUUUAACUAUUCGUUCCCCUUCUUCAGCUGUUGGACAUGGUGGCCAUUAUCAUUCACAAAGUCCCGAGGCUUUCUUUACACAUUGUCCUGGUUUAAAGAUAGUGACUCCUAGAAGCCCUAUUCAAGCAAAGGGUCUAUUGUUGGCUUCAAUUCGUGAUAGAAAUCCAAUUAUUUUCUUUGAACCAAAAAUUCUUUAUAGAGCAGCAGUGGAAGAAGUACCUGUUGCAGAUUAUGAAUUACCAUUAGGAAAGGCGGAAGUACUAAAAAAGGGAAAUGAUGUCACUGUUUUAGGUUAUGGCUCACAAAUCUAUGUUUUGGAAAAUGCUAUACAACUGGCCGAAAAGAAAAUGCCUGGUUUAAGUUGUGAGUUGAUUGAUUUACGAACCAUCAUGCCUUGGGAUGUUGAAACUGUUGUCCAAUCUGUGAAAAAGACAGGUAGAUUAGUUAUUGCCCAUGAGGCUCCUAAGAAUGCUGGUGUGGCUGCUGAAAUUGCUACUACUGUGAUGGAGCAUUGCUUUUUGAAUUUAGAAGCACCUAUUCAACGUGUUUGUGGCUGGGAUACUCCAUUUCCAUUAGUCUUUGAAAAAUUAUAUGUACCUAGUAUGAUUAGGUGCUUUGAUGCUAUUAAAACGGCUGUAAACUAUUAGAUUGUCUUCAUUAUUUAAUCAGAAUUAAAGAUUAUAUACAC